This is a messenger RNA of Archocentrus centrarchus (flier cichlid), 3878 nucleotides long. Its product is annotated as NACHT, LRR and PYD domains-containing protein 4-like. The transcript is spliced from 14 exons. Lineage: Eukaryota; Metazoa; Chordata; Actinopteri; Cichliformes; Cichlidae. Bases 124 to 3750 code for a protein of 1208 amino acids. Gene Ontology annotation, molecular function: protein binding. The record is from RefSeq and is a predicted model, not a curated record.
UCCUGAUCUGUGGCGCAGUUUGUUGUCUCCGUGUGAAGCUCCGUGUGAAGGAAUUCCUUAAAAGGUGACAGAAAAUCAUUGAUGGAUUUCCGGUCAGGCUGACCUCAGAUCUGUCUGCGCAGCAUGGAUCAGUGUGAGGACAGAGAGGAGGGAGUCCCUCCCUCUAAAACCACUCUGUGUGGGGAACAUGAGAGCCAGACCAAAGCUCAGAGAGAAACACGUAGAACUAAACGUAAGUCUGAAUCCGAACCUGGACCCAGCUGUGCAUCCAUUGAGAGUGACGAGACAAAGGAUGACAAAGUUAAGAGAAGGCGUGCCUCUAAAUCCAAGAUCCAUCAGAGUUCAGACUUUCCUGAACCUGAACCCAGCUGUGUUUCCUUAAAGAGCGAUCAGUCAAAGGGCAUUGGAGAAGUUUUUAAAGGACAGCCUUCUGGGACAAAAAGGAUUCUUCAGAGGCCACAUUUACCUGGACCUGAACCCAGCUGCGUGUCCUUAAAGAGCGACCAGUCAAAGGGCAUCGGAGAAGUUUUUAAAGGACAACCUUCUGCAGUAAAGAGAGUGCACCAGGGGACCUCAGAGCCUCCCAGUUAUCAGUCCAUGCAGCACCAUAAAACAGACCCGGAGUCCAUAUUUAUGCUGCUGGAGGACGACAUCAUCACUUUUGUGAAACAUGAGCUGAAGAAGAUUCAAAAGGUUCUCAGUCCAGAUCACCCAGAAUCCUUGGAGAGACAGAACGAGGAUGAGGAGGCAUUGGAAAGUGAGGAUGAGAAGCACAGGAGCAGCAGCAGCAGAGAGGCUUUUCUGAAGAUCACACUGAACUUCCUGAGGAGAAUGAAUGAAGGGGAGCUGGCUGAACGUCUGCAGAGCAGAACACAUGGUGGAGCUUGCCGUGAUCUUAAAUCUAAUCUGCAGAAGAAGUUCCACUGCGUGUUUGAAGGGAUCGCUAAAGCAGGAAACCCAACCCUUCUGAAUCAGAUCUACACAGAGCUCUACAUCACAGAGGGAGGGACCGCAGAGGUCAAUGAUGAACAUGAGGUCAGACAAAUGGAAACGGCAUCCAGGAAACCAGACAGACCAGAAAGAACAAUCAGACCAGAAGACAUCUUUAAAUGUUCACCUGAAAGAGAUGAAACAAUCAGAACAGUGCUGACAAAGGGAGUGGCUGGCAUUGGGAAAACAGUCUUAACACAGAAGUUCACUCUGGACUGGGCUGAAGACAAAGCCAACCAGGACAUCCAGUUCAUGUUUCCAUUCACUUUCAGAGAGCUGAAUGUGCUGAAAGAGGAAAAGUUCAGCUUGGUGGAACUUGUUCAUCUCUUCUUUCCUAAAACCAAAGAAGCAGGAAUCUGCAGCUUUGAAGACUUCCAGGUUGUAUUCAUCUUUGAUGGUCUGGAUGAGUGUCGACUUCCUCUGGACUUCCGCAGAACUAAAGUCCUAACUGACCCUAGAAAGUCCACUUCAGUGAAUGUGCUUCUGAUAAACCUCAUCAGGGGGAAACUUCUUCCUUCUGCUCACCUCUGGAUAACCACACGACCAGCAGCAGCCAAUCAGAUCCCUCCUAAAUAUGUAGACAUGGUGACAGAAGUCAGUGGGUUUACUAGACCACAGAAGGAGGAGUACUUCAAGAAGAGAUUCAGAGAUGAGGAGCAGGCCAGCAGGAUCAUCUCCCACAUCAAGAAAUCACGGAGCAUCCACAUCAUGUGCCACAUCCCAGUCUUCUGCUGGAUCACUGCUACAGUUCUGGAGGAUGUGCUGAAAACCAGAGAGAGAGGAGAGCUGCCCAAGACCCUGACUGAGAUGUACAUCCACUUCCUGGUGGUUCAGGCCAAAGUGAAGAAGAUCAAGUAUGAUGGAGGAGCUGAGACAGAUCCACACUGGAGUCCAGAGAGCAGGAAGAUGAUUGAGUCUCUGGGAAAACUGGCUUUUGAUCAGUUGCAGAAGGAAAACCCAAUCUUCUAUGAAUCAGACCUGACAGAGUGUGGCAUCGAUAUCAGAGCAGCCUCAGUGUACUCAGGAGUGUUCACACAGGUCUUUAAAGAGGAGAGAGGGCUGUAUCAGGACAAGGUGUUCUGCUUCAUCCAUCUGAGUGUUCAGGAGUUUCUGGCUGCUCUUCAUGUCCAUCUGACCUUCAUCAACUCUGGAGUCAAUCUGCUGGAAGAACAACAAACAACAUCCCAGUGUUCUGAAACAACAAAAGAAACACAUUUCUACCAGAGUGCUGUGAAGAAGACCUUAAAGGAUCCAAAUGGACGCCUGGACUUGUUCCUCCGCUUCCUCCUGGGUCUUUCACUAGAGACCAAUCAGACUCUCCUACGAGGCCUGCUGAAACAAACAGGAAGUAGUUCACAGACCAAUCAGGAAACAGUCCAGUACAUCAAGGAGAAGAUCAACAAGAAUCUGUCUGCAGAGAAAAGCAUCAACCUGUUCCACUGUCUGAAUGAACUGAAUGAUCGUUCUCUAGUGGAGGAGAUCCAACAGUCCCUGAGAUCAGGACGUCUCUCCACAGAUAAACUGUCUCCUAGUCAGUGGUCAGCUCUGGUCUUCAUCUUACUGUCAUCAGAAGAAGAUCUGGAUGUGUUUGACCUGAAGAAAUACUCUGCUUCAGAGGAGGCUCUGCUGAGGCUGCUGCCAGUGGUCAAAGCCUCCAAGAAAGCUCUACUGUGUGAAUGUUUCCUCUCAGAGAGAAGUUGUGAAGCUCUGUCUUCAGUUCUCAGGUCUCAGUCUUCUAGACUGAAACAACUGGAACUAAGUAACAACAACUUGCAACAUUCAGGAGUAACACUGCUGUCAGUUGGACUGAAUAGUCAACACUGUAUACUCGAAACUCUCAGGAUGAAUGGCUGUAACCUUUCAGAGAGAAGCUGUGAAACUCUUUCCUCAGUACUCAGCUCUCAAUCCUCCAGUCUGAGAGAGCUGGACCUGAGUAACAACGACCUGAGGGAUUCAGGAGUGAAGAUGCUCUCCACUGGAUUGAUGAGCUCACAGUGUAAACUUGAAAAUCUAAGGCUGUCAGGCUGCCUGAUCACAGAAGAAGGUUGUAAGUCUCUGGUCUCAGCUUUGAGCUCCAACCCCUCCCAUCUGAGAGAGCUGGACCUGAGCUACAACCAUCCAGGAGAGGCAGGAGUGAAGCUGCUGGAGCAGCUGAGACUGGAAACUCUCAGGGCGGAGCCUGCUGGAGUCCGAUGGCUGAUCCCAGGUCUGAGGAAGUAUUCCUGUCAACUCACAAUCGACACAAACACAGUGCACAGAAACCUCCAACUGUCUGACAACAACAGGAAGGUGACACAUGUGUGGGAGGUUCAGUCAUAUCCUGAUCAUCCAGACAGAUUUGAGGACUGGUAUCAUCAACUGCUGUGCAGAGAUCCUCUGAUUGGUCGCUGUUACUGGGAGGUCGAGUGGAGCGGCAGGAUUGAUGUUUCAGUCAGUUACAGAGGAAUCAGCAGGAAAGGAGGAAGUGUUAAUUGUUCGUUUGGUGGAAAUGAUCAGUCCUGGAGUCUGAGCUGCUCUGAAAAUCGCUGCUUUGUCUGGCACAAUAAUGAAAAGACGUGUUUUUCCUCCUCCUCCUCCUCCUCCUGUGUCUCUAACAGAGUAGCAGUGUAUGUGGACUGUCCUGCUGGCACUCUGUCCUUCUACAGAGUCUCCUCUGACACUCUGAUCCACCUCCACACCUUCAACACCACAUUCACUGAACCUCUUUAUCCUGGAUUUGGUUUCAGGCCUGCUUCCUCACUGAGUCUGUGUGUAGUUUAGUGUAAAGAGUGUCCUCCUGUCAGAUUUGAACAGAUAGUUCAGUCUGUACAUGUCUGUCUCUUUCACUCACAAACACUUUUUCACAUUCAUGGAUUCAAUCAGUUGAUGUUUGAAACUGUUCUCAAUGA